Messenger RNA from Myodes glareolus (Bank vole), 1871 nucleotides. RefSeq names its product heat shock transcription factor 2 binding protein (gene Hsf2bp). The record is from RefSeq and is a predicted model, not a curated record. NCBI's taxonomy places the organism in Eukaryota, Metazoa, Chordata, Mammalia, Rodentia, Cricetidae. Gene Ontology annotation, cellular component: cytosol.
CGUAUCGCGCCUGGGGAGCCCGCGUGGCCGUGGCGCAAGUAGAAACUGCGGUCGCGCAUCCUAAGUGUCAAAUUUGAACCACGACGGAAGCGGAAGAGCUUCAAUAGAGUCGGGUCAACCUUAUCCCUGAACCCGGAGACCGGAAACCAAGAAAGCGGCGAACUUGGCGAGAUUUGAACCUCGCGGCUUUCCGUCUGGUCCCGGCAUCUCUUCGUUCCCGCGCUUUCUAGCGUGUCCGAGAGCUUCACGCAGGCGCAAGAGCAGAGGCCUUGACCAUGGCCACAAGUGGGGGCGAGGCGUCCGAUAUUGAUGAAGCCUGCCGGUGCCUAGAACCCAAAGAAGAAUUUGUGAAAGUUAGAAGGAAGGACCUGGAACAGCUGACGACUGAAGUGAUGCAAAUGCGGGACUUCUUACCCAGACUACUAAACGCGGAAUUAACCGAAAGUUUGCAGAGCUUGAAGAGUGUAGAAAAAAACCUGGAAAGGCGAGAACAAGAAUUAGAACAGCUGAGAUUGGACUAUGAACACUUCAAAGCCCAGCUAGAAACUGUCCAGACAGACAGCAGGAGGGAGAAGAAGGAGAAGUUGGCUCUUCGACAGCAGCUGAAUGAGGCGAAACAGCAGCUCCUCCAGCAGGCAGAGUACUGUACACAAAUGGGAGCAGUUACCUGUACGCUCCUCUGGGGAGUCUCCAGCAGUGAGGAAGUCGUCAAAGCCAUUCUGGGAGGAGACAAAGCAUUGAAGUUUUUCAACAUCACUGGUCAGACAAUAGAGAGUUUCGUGAAGUCAUUGGAUGGGGACGUCAGGGAGGUUGAUUCUGAUGAGAAUCAGUUUGUAUUUGCACUGGCUGGAAUUGUAACAAAUGUUGCUGCCAUUGCAUGUGGUCGUGAAUUCUUGGUGAAUUCCAGUCGGGUGCUCUUGGACACCAUGUUGCAGCUGCUGGGGGACUUAAAGCCUGGCCAGUGCACCAAACUCAAAGUUCUAAUGCUGAUGUCCCUGUACAAUGUGAGUAUCAAUUCAAAAGGCUUGAAAUACAUCAGUGAGAGUCCUGGAUUUAUCUCUUUGCUGCAGUGGCUUUUGAAUGAUCCAGAUGCAGAAGUGUGCCUUCAUGCCUUGCGACUUAUCCAGUCUGUGGUUCUAGAACCAGAGGUCUUCUCCAAGUUGGCUCUGGAACUCCGAAGCUCCUUACCCCUACAGCGCAUCCUGGCCAUGUCCAAGAGCCGCAACUCCCACCUGCAGACUGCUGCCCGGGAGCUCCUGGAAGACCUCCGUGCCCUGGACUGCAGUGUUUAAAUGCACUUGACCAACAAGGGCUUGGUGAAAAUGCCAGUGGCCCUUUCCCUCCCCAGGCCCUUUACCGUUGUGUUCACAACUAGAUGGCACUGUGUCAUGUGUUAGCCAUCGAAGGCCUUGACUGACUUAGAUGCACAUGAUGGGUAAGGUAAGCAUCGUGCAUUUCCAUCCUAGGAGGCCACACUUGUUAGAUACUUGGUUAUGGUUAAUCUUGCCAGAGCAGUAACCAAAAAAGGUUGUAUUCUCCAGUAAGAAGUCCUCUCUGAACACAUGGAAACUCUUCCAGAGCUUUCUCAGAGUAGCUUCUUGCUGUCCUAGAGGCUGCCCACACCAAUAGGGUCACUCUAAAGAUGGGACCAUGUGAUCAGUGUUUCCCAGAAGCAUUUCAGUAAUAGCUCAUCCUCUUUUUCUAGUCACCGUAGCCCCUACUACACAGGCUUACUUUUGUAACCUUUGGAUGAACCUGUUAUUUUACAUGACACUGGACAUUUGAACUCUGUUUUGGUGCUGCUUUUAUUUUUGAAUAAAGUUGAGUCAAUAUUAGCUAUUACAUUGUAAAAUACAAUCUUGCAUUUAGAA